Molecule: messenger RNA, 1920 nt
Organism: Arxiozyma heterogenica
Lineage: Eukaryota; Fungi; Ascomycota; Saccharomycetes; Saccharomycetales; Saccharomycetaceae
Gene: TAG1
Product: Tag1p
Exons: 1
Coding region: 1-1920 (639 amino acids)
Source: RefSeq, a predicted model, not a curated record
AUGGCUUUUGAAACAGUUCAGCCUGAAGGUAACGAUAUUGAAACACAACUAUUACUACCUCAUCCAAAUACUUUUAAUAGCAAUUAUAAACAAAAGAAAGGGUACCAGCGAUAUUUGGAUCGAUUAAGACAUCAUUGUCCCUCUUAUUUUUUUAGAUUCUCAUUCCUUUUUUUCUCCUUUAUUAUUCUUAUUCUCAUAUUUUUUAUCCUUAUAAGAGAAAAGUUUGACAAAAUAAUACCAUCGAAUGAGGCUAUUCAAUCAAAUAUUCUGGAAAUUACAGAAUUUGAUAUAGACCAAAUUCAUAUUGAUGGCUGGAAAAGCAUAAAAAUUGAGUCAAAAAAUAAAUGCAAUUUACCAGAUGGCAGAUAUUUACAAGUAUCAUGUAAAUUACAAACAUAUUUAAACUAUGAUUUAAUAGGUCAAGGUUCAAUCCCGUUUACAGCACAACAAGCUUCAUGGUUUAAGUAUAUUAAUGAAAAUAUUAUACAAACAAUGUGCAUAUCUAUGAAUAAUAUUACUACAUUUAAUCAAAAAACAGAUAGGGAUUCUCCAAACGAUAACAGUGUUAUGUUGGGUUCAUUAUUCAUUUUGGAACCAUUAUGCUUGGAUCUUCAUAAUGGAACCAUAAACCAUUUAAAUUUAACACUGUUGAUUAAGCCAGAAAUUAAAAAUAUUAUAAAAGUGUUAAAGAAAAUCUGGGACCAUGAUUAUUCUGGUUUAAAGUUAUGGUCUAUAGUUGACAUGUCGUUGUCUAAACAAGUACCAUUUAUAAGUCAGUCAAUAACCUUUUGGAAAUUACAUGAUUUUACAGUUAAUUGGGAUAAAAUAAUCGAUUGGACUAAGUUGUUCAAAAACAUUAAAUUUUUUCGUGAAAAUUUUCUUGGAGAUCUUACAUAUGAAGGUAUCGAAAUGGUGGAUACAGUGGACGGGUUCCAUAUUCAAUUGAUUAUUAAACAAAUACUAAAUUAUGAAUGGCUUAAGUUCUUACAAAAGAAGUUUCCAUGGUUGAAUAUUUCCUUUAGAACUGAGUCUAUAUAUAUUCCACCAUUAGCAUGGGAUGUUCGCUUACCUGAUUGUUAUAACAAUUUUACAAUUGAGUUAACCAAUAUCACAUCGUAUUCUGAUAACUAUAAUAUAUCUAAGGAUGUUUUAACAACAAAGAUGAACAUUGAUAUGAUUGGUAGAUUACCAAAUUUUCUAUUGAAAGAACCGUGUGAUGAAAUAAACUUUAUUACUCCGUUAACGAAAUUUUUAAAUCAUUUAUUUAAUGAUACAGAAUCUAUUGAAUUUCAAGUAAACGGUAAAGUCAAAGAUAAUAUUAAUAACGAUGAUAAACUUUCUGACAGCUUGGUGCCAAAUGAUGUUCUAGAGGAUAUUUUUAAUGAAGUAUCGUAUAUAGAAAUAAAACAGAAUAUCACCUAUAAUGUGAGUGAAUCGCUUAAAGAUCUUAUUAUAGAUGAUAUGCAACUAUUUUGGCAAAAUGGUAAAUUAUCUAUUAUAGGUACGGUUAUUGGAUUUAUUGAUUUUUCAUUUUAUCAUACUAAUUUAGAAAGAUUUCAAGUCAAUAGAAUCAAGGGAAAUUUGGAAUUAUAUCAUAAUGAGAAACAUUUUAUUUCUUUACCAAUGGGACAGUGGAUUCCUGCAAUAUCACAAAUUAUACAUGAAAAUAAUGAUGAUACUGAUAAUAAUAUGCAUAGUGUUAAUAAAAAUUCUACUAUAUUAAAAGUUCAAUUUGAUGUUAAUGAUAAUGAUAUGGAGGUACUAGAUAAAUAUGAAUUAUCUAAGUGUUUUAAUGAAAUUCUAUUCAAGGGAGAAACAAAUAUCAAAUUUGAUAGUAUUCUAGAUAUUGAAACUGAGAGUUUAUUAGGUGAAAUUGUGCUAAUGGGACUUGUCACAAAUGGCAAUACACUAGUACAUUAG